AUGGAGACAUCCAAAAUCCCCCCAAUCAAAGAAGAAGAUCUCCAAGAAUUGCUCCUUACCCUUCCCAGUGAGAAAAACCUUGAUGGCACAAAUUCUCUCUAUCUAUACCAAGGGGCUUGGAUGUCAGCUUAUGUCUUAAGAGCUGUGUAUUCCUUUCAACGCCACUUUAUUGCUCAAGACACCGAUAUAAUUGUAGGUAGCAUGCCGAAAUCAGGCACUACUUGGCUGAAAGCCCUCGCGUUUUCAGUUGCAAAACGCCACAUCUAUGGCCCCAAAGAAAGUCCCUUGCUCACGACCACACCUCAUGAACUCGUGCGUUUCAUUGAGACUGACCUUUACUCGAAAGACCAGCAACCAAAUCUUGAGCAACUUCCUCCUCCAAGAAUUUUCGGUUGUCACUCCCAUUAUGCAAAUUUGCCAGAGUCCAUCAGAAUUUCUAAGUGUAAAGUUGUGUACAUAUGUAGGAAUCCAUUGGACCAAAUUGUCUCUUUUUUUCAGUUUGCACACAGGUUCAAACAAGAUGGCACACCUUUUUUAUCACUAGAUGAAUGCUGUGACAACAUCUGUCGCGGUGUCCACAGCCAAGGGCCUUUUUGGGAUAACGUGUUGGGGUAUUGGAAAGCAAGCUUGGAAAGACCAGACAAGGUGUUGUUUUUGAAGUACGAAGACUUGAAGGAGGAUAUAGUCUCGAACCUGAAGAAACUGGCUGAGUUCUUAGAGAUUCCCUUCACCGACAAAGAAGAAAAGGAAGGGGUUAUUGAAGAAAUAUCAAGGUUGUGCAGCUUUGACAAUCUAAGGAAUUUGGAAGUGAACAAAAAUGGUGUUCGUCCUUCCGGGGCUCCAAAUAGUGCCUUCUUCAGAAAAGGAGAGGUGGGUGAUUGGGCAAACUAUCUAAGUCCUUCCAUGGCUGAAAACUUCAUGAAUAUAGUAAAAGAAAAGUUGGCUGGAUCUGGUUUAACCUUCAAAACAUCUCAAUAA
Dovyalis caffra is the source of this 978-nucleotide messenger RNA. The record is from the annotation of a GenBank genome assembly. NCBI's taxonomy places the organism in Eukaryota, Viridiplantae, Streptophyta, Magnoliopsida, Malpighiales, Salicaceae.